This is a messenger RNA of Anarrhichthys ocellatus (wolf-eel), 2699 nucleotides long. It is a transcript of the gene parga, whose product is annotated as poly (ADP-ribose) glycohydrolase a. Gene Ontology annotation, cellular component: cytoplasm; nucleus. The coding region runs from base 190 to 2511 and encodes 773 amino acids. Lineage: Eukaryota; Metazoa; Chordata; Actinopteri; Perciformes; Anarhichadidae. The transcript has 18 exons. Gene Ontology annotation, biological process: regulation of DNA repair; ATP generation from poly-ADP-D-ribose; carbohydrate metabolic process. The record is from RefSeq and is a predicted model, not a curated record. Gene Ontology annotation, molecular function: poly(ADP-ribose) glycohydrolase activity.
CAUACAGGAGCUGCCUGCAACAACUAAGAAAACGUAAACCUAUAACGGCACGAUAACAUUUGGAGUGAUAUGUGGUUAGAGAAGUAGUUGUAUAUGAAAAUAAUAAUGUAAUGCAGCUAACUCACAAGUCUUACACCAAGAGGGACAUGCUUCAGCUAUUGUUGAUUCAUCUUGUCUGACCUGUUGAAGAUGGAUGAAGGGAUGGAUUCUCAAGAAAUCAAUCCUGCCACAAUUAGUUCUAAUGUGACUGCUGAAGUCAAGCCAGAGGGCGCAGGGAAUGAUGAUCCAAAAACAAACUUCACGGAUGAAAAAGAUGAACUCUUUUGUGGACCACAAAGGAAGGACACAACAAAAGACUGUGCACUACUGGAGAACAUGCAAGAUGAUGCAGCAUCUCUGACUUCAGUGGACUGUGGCUCUGCAAGUGGGCUGGAUGAACCUGUUCUUGCAGGCAGCAAAAGUGACACAGCUGAAACACACUGUUCUAAUGGGCAGAAAUCUAAAAGGUCAUCUUCUCCUGGUUAUAACCCUGUUAAAACAACCUGUGCUGCUGCACCCUCUUCAAAUCCCAAACUCACACUCUGUCUCAGUGAUAGUCCCAGGAAGGGUGUCAGUACACCCUCCAGUGAUGUGGAGAUGCUGAGUCCGGACAGCCCCGUUAGUAAAACCAUGUUCGUCAACAGCUCUGCAGGCAAGGAUCACGAUGGCGGCGCUUGUGCAGAGGACUCUGAGCUGUUUGACAAAUACUCUGAUUCUGGAUGUUCUGCCAAAGAAGAAGUCCCUCUGUUUGCCAUUAGAAGUGAAGAUGCUGAGAAAGCUGAGUGCAGUGGCUCAUCUGAUAUGAGCCAGGAAGCAAUUGGAAGCCAGUCAGUUGCAUUUUCCGAAAGCGUUUCACUCGCAUCACAUAACAUGGACAGAAGAUGGCUGGGGACACCCAUAGAUGAGCUGAACAGAAUGCCUCAGUGUGCCCCCCCUCUGUCUCACCUGAAAGCAAUGCAUAACCACACUGUCACAGUCAGGACAGAUCUCCUCAGAGAGGGCGAGGUCCCUGUUUCAUAUCCCAGCAAGUUUAAAGAUGUGUGGGAGGACGUGUCCGUGAAGAUGCCUUGCUCUGACAAGAAUCUUUUUCCUAUGGAGGAUGGAGGUGGUUUCCAAAGUCGGUGGGAGCUGAUCCACACUUCCUUGCAGGGAGGGUUCAAAAGUUCUCUGGAUGUGAGGGAUGCUAUAUUGAGAUACAACAUAACCCAUGCAAAGAAAUGGGACUUCACUGCCCUGAACCUUCUUUGCACAGAGUAUCUUGUUAAUCCAGAGUUACAACUCCUGUUUGAUGAUAUACUACCAGCUAUGGUUGACCUAGCACUCAAUGCUCCUGUCCUCUGCACAAUGGCAAUUCCCCUACUGAAGUCAAGGAUGAACCACUCCCUUACUCUCUCUCAGGAGCAAAUAGGCUGUCUUCUGGCCAAUGCCUUCUUCUGCACAUUCCCCCGACGCAACUCCCGCAAGUCGGAGUACUGCAAUUAUCCUGAGAUCAACUUCUACAGGUUAUUUGAAGGUUCUUCACCAAGAAAAAUUGAGAAAUUGAAAACUCUGCUGUGUUACUUCAGGAGAGUUACACAGACCAAGCCCACGGGUCUUGUUACAUUCACAAGACAAACACUGACCACUCCUCCUAACUGGGAAAGUUCCGAGACUCUGCUGAAGCGGCUUCACAUCACUUGUGAAGGGACGAUUGAGGAUGAUGGAUACGGGAUGCUGCAGGUGGACUUUGCAAACAGGUUAGUUGGUGGAGGAGUAACAGGACAUGGUCUGGUCCAGGAAGAGAUCAGGUUCCUCAUCAACCCUGAACUCAUUGUCUCGCGCCUCUUUACUGAAGCUUUGGAAUACAAUGAAUGCCUCAUCGUCACAGGUACUGAACGGUACAGUAAAUAUUCUGGCUAUGCUGAGAGUUUCAAAUGGAAGGACAGCCACAAGGACGAGACUGCCAGGGAUGACUGGCAGAGACGAUGUACAGAGAUAGUGGCCAUUGAUGCUCUUAAAUUCAGACACUUCCUUGAGCAGUUUCUCCCUGAGAAGAUGAUCAGAGAACUCAACAAGGCAUACUGUGGAUUCUUCAGACACAACGCAGACAGCAAGCCCCUCUCUGCAGUAGCCACAGGCAACUGGGGCUGUGGGGCUUUUGGUGGAGACACACGGCUCAAAGCCCUGAUUCAGUUGAUGGCUGCAGCAGAGGCCGGGAGAGACGUGGCGUACUUCACAUUUGGAGAUGCUCAGCUCAUGAGGGAUGUUCAUGAAAUACACACUUUCCUCACUGAGAGACAAGUCACCGUCGGGAGGCUGUACUACCUUCUAAACCAGUACUCCAGUUUGAUGUGCAAGAAUUGCCGCACGACGCGACCUGACGUCAGUCUCUACGGUUUCAUCUAUAAGAGAGUCUCUUCCCCUGCGGCUGCCGACGCCCCAGACUCUGCUAAGGAUUCUGGGACGUCCUCUCUCACAUCAGACUCUCAUUAAUACGGACAGAGCUGCAACUUAACCUCCCUCCCUCUGUCUCUACGUGUAAAAGAGACUCCAGGUUCCGAAAAAGCCUCAAUGUGCUCUCAGCCUUGUGCUUACAAUCACAUUUUCUCUCACACACUCUCCCUUUAAUUUUGUGAUCCCAACAUAAACUACCAAACACAGUUUUGCCUUUCUCGUUGGUG